Molecule: messenger RNA, 423 nt
Organism: Symbiodinium natans
Lineage: Eukaryota; Dinophyceae; Suessiales; Symbiodiniaceae
Source: the annotation of a GenBank genome assembly
AUGCAAGGCCAUGACAAGACAGGCGAGCUGGAGCUGGAGGAGGACCUCUGGCCUUGCCGCACCUUCAAGGCCCGGGAGUGGGCGCACUCCCUGCAGCAGACGCAGGGCACCCAUGAGGCCGGCGUUAAACGGCUCCUCCGCACCCUCAAGGAUGGGCGGACGCUGACGGAGCAGCCGUUGAGGCUCACAGCCCUGAAAGCGCUAACUCCGGCGGCCCUGGUGGGCCACCGUGGGGCUCUGGCGGCACAGGCCACUGCCGUGCUGGACCGCAACAAGGCCGUCCGCGAGUGUGCGCUGCAUGCCCUGUGGGACGCCGCAGGGCAGGAGCGCCCGGAAGAAGGCACGACGAAAAUUUCUCUGGGCCCCAUCUCCUACCAAUCUCAUGCUGUCUGCAAUAUUCUGUUCCUUUUUCAUGCAAGGUAG